CCCCGACUGAAGACUGACAAUCUAAUUCUUUCUGCCAAAAACAAAAACAAAAUUAAAAAUAAGCAAAGCAAAAGCCAUAAUAUGAUGAUUGAUGAAUAACAAUAAGAUGAUGAUGAUGAUGCCUUUAACCAAAGGCUUAUUAAUCUUGGCAGUUUCAUUGGCGCUUACUUUCGCAACUAUCUCUGCAAGUCACGGAGUCUUCAGCGUCAAGUACAGAUACGCUGGCCGUGAACCCUCACUCACUCUCCUCAAACAACACGACUCUCGCCGCCAGCUCCGAAUUCUCGCCGGCGUCGAUCUUCCUUUGGGCGGUACCAGUCGCCCCGAUGGCGUCGGGCUUUAUUAUGCUAAAAUUGGAAUUGGAACACCUUCAAAGGACUAUUAUGUUCAAGUUGAUACAGGAAGUGACAUUAUGUGGGUUAAUUGCAUUGAAUGCAAAGAAUGUCCCAGAAGAAGCUCUCUUGGUAUUGAGCUUACUCUGUAUGAUAUAAAGGAGUCUUCCACUGGGAAGUUGGUUUCAUGUGAUGAGGAAUUUUGCUAUGAGAUGUAUUCAGGUUCAUUAACUGGCUGUAUGGCUAAUGUGUCUUGUCCUUAUCUUGAGCUAUAUGGAGAUGGAAGCUCAACCGCUGGGUACUUUGUAUCGGACGUUGUACAGUAUGAUCGAGUUUCGGGAGAUCUCCAAACUACAGCUACUAAUGGAAGCAUUAUAUUUGGUUGUGGUGCUAGACAAUCUGGGGAUCUAGAUUCAUCUAAUGAAGAAGCACUUGAUGGAAUACUUGGCUUUGGAAAAUCUAAUUCAUCGUUGAUUUCCCAACUGUCUUCAUCUGGAAGGGUGAGAAAGAUGUUUGCUCACUGCUUAGAUGGAAUAAAUGGAGGUGGUAUCUUUGCUAUUGGGCAUGUUGUCCAACCAGUAGUUAACAUGACUCCAUUAAUACCGAAUCAGCCACAUUACAGCAUCAAUAUGACGGCAGUUCAAGUUGGUCUUCAUUUCCUAAAUCUUACAACUGAUGUGUUUGGAGUAGGAGACAGAAAAGGGACAAUAAUAGAUAGUGGCACAACCUUGGCCUAUCUUCCGCAAAUGAUUUACGAGCCAUUAAUAAGUAACAUAAUCUCUCAGCAGCCCGAUUUGAAAGUCCAUACGGUUCAUGAUGAGUAUACAUGCUUUCAAUAUUCUGAAAGUGUUGAUGAGGCAUUUCCAAAUGUUACUUUCCAUUUUGAAAAUUCUGUUUUUCUGAAGGUUUAUCCACACGAGUACCUAUUUCCCUUUGAGGGCUUGUGGUGUAUAGGUUGGCAAAACAGUGGAAUGCAAUCUAGGGACAGGAAGAACAUGACACUUCUGGGAGAUUUAGUGCUGUCAAAUAAGCUAGUUCUUUAUGAUCUUGAAAAUCAGGUUAUUGGAUGGACUGAAUAUAAUUGCUCUUCAAGCAUUAAAGUGAAGGAUGAACGGACAGGAACAGUACAUUUGAUUGGCUCCCACUAUCUUUCUUCUGAUUCCAUUUUAAAUAGCCAACGGGGUACAAUCUUAUUAUUAUUAACUAUGCUGCUGCACUUACUAAUAGACCAAAUAUAAUGCAAGAUAUCAGGAGUCAACUCAGAGUAAAGAAAAAGUUGAAUAUAAAAGAAGAUGCAAUUUCAAGGGGUUAAUUGAUGAAAUAGUGCAUUAAGUAAUUCGUCAGUUGUGUAUAUAGGUUCAUGCCUAACAAAACAAGCUAGGAUGAACUUGUACUAGACAUUCACUGUGAGCUUAAUUUUUUGUUCCUGUAUUGAUCCAGUGAACAUUUACAAAAGAUUACAACCAGCUUCCUCUUUUAGUGUACUUGGUUUUAGAUUUUCAUUUCAAUUUUUGCUUAGGUACUGGUGGAAGUGUAAUUAAUUUUUUAUUACAUUGAAUGAAUAUGUACAUCUAUUUAUACA
Molecule: messenger RNA, 1914 nt
Organism: Pistacia vera
Lineage: Eukaryota; Viridiplantae; Streptophyta; Magnoliopsida; Sapindales; Anacardiaceae
Product: aspartic proteinase-like protein 2
Exons: 10
Coding region: 92-1570 (492 amino acids)
Biological process (GO): proteolysis
Molecular function (GO): aspartic-type endopeptidase activity
Source: RefSeq, a predicted model, not a curated record